AUGCAACCUCAGCAAGUGGCCAAACUCUGGGAGGCCACGCAAGUCGAGCUUCAGGGAAGUUACUCCAACAAGCGCGUCGUCGACCUAGCCAAGUACACCCGAGAAACCAACUUGCUUCGAGCCUGGGUUGUCGUUGUCGCAAGCCCACUGCCGUCUUUGCUGGUGACGUUUUUAAUCGACUCCAUCCCCCUCGCUGAUCCAUCCGAGGGCGUCGCGGCCAACAUGGCAUUCUUUGUCCGGCACUACUUGUGUAUUUUGAUGACGACCAGCAUGGUUAUUCACCAAUUCCGUAGAGGAAUGUAUUAUCUGCUCCCGUAUCCCACGAAGCCUUUUGUCCGAGAUUCGCUGGUGGUGUCGGCCUUUACUACUGGGAGUCUCUAUGUACUCUCGCUCGUCAUCGGAUUUCCAGUACCGUUCAGCUCGUUGGUUAUUCUCCCGGGCUGGACUACGAUUACUGUAGCCGUGAUGGCAGUUCAAUGGGCGAGUAGGAUUCGAGAGACGCCCUCCGCCGUUGUGAUGCUGAUUGGUAUGGCCAAAUUGAUGGUGUGCAAGGUAUUCAUGAUCUCCGUUUACCCUCUCUACUACCAUAUCUUCACGACAUUGACUGAGAAAUCUCAAACGGCGUUCACAAUGCUGCUCCCGCUGAUCAAACUUCUCAUGCGCAACCUCUUUGCUCGAGCUGUUCGUCACCUGGGCGACGAGACGCCCGAACUUGUGAUCUUUAACGCGGACGCGUUCGGCUCGCUCUUCGUGUCGUACUGCAUGCAGAGUUUGCCCUCGAUUUGGUCGACUAUGGUCAUCAUUGCAGCCGAUGCGAUCCUGAUCGCGCUGUCGUUGCGUGAUAUCCUGCGUAACUGCGAAGGGCUCGAGGUGCUCGAGCACCAAAUCGACAAUGGGCCCAUCUGGAGGCACUGGCGUGGAACGCUGGGGUUUAAACUACUUGGCGGUCGCAAACCCACUACGUUGGAGCGCGCGGGUAUCCUGUUGGAACGAGGCGAGACGAAGAACUCACCACCAGCCAAUCCUCGAUCGGCUAGUACCGUUCACCCAGCAGAAACUAACGAUUUUCGUGCCCGAAAGUCAAAACCAAGGACGCCGAUCACGACAAAAUACACCCACAAGGUCCAACGGCUGCUGUACAUGGCAGAAUUUCUACUUCUGCUCAACUAUAUCGAGGUGGUGAUUCCUCAACAUUUUGCGAUCUAUCUGAUUGUUACGUACCAUCUUCCGAACCGCGACUACUACGAAGUCUUCAUCAAUAUGAGCGAAAGCCAGCUCUACGAAACGCUGUAUAAGCUUCUUGUCUACUGGUUCCUUCAGCUUCUCUCACUACUGUGUUUGGAUAUCCUACUGCGGCGUAUCCUGGGGCUGUCCCCAGUCCGACUUCUCGCGUUCGUCUUCGAGAAACAGGGCGACUUCGUGCAGAUUCAUCUGACCUACUGGCUCUGUUACAACGCACAGUGCGCGCUGAAACAUAUAGGAUACGAUUACACGUUUCAUUUUGCGUGGCUGUUUAACAAGUAG
Molecule: messenger RNA, 1524 nt
Organism: Phytophthora sojae
Lineage: Eukaryota; Oomycota; Peronosporomycetes; Peronosporales; Peronosporaceae
Exons: 4
Coding region: 1-1524 (507 amino acids)
Source: RefSeq, a predicted model, not a curated record